Messenger RNA from Blastomyces dermatitidis ER-3, 1485 nucleotides. RefSeq names its product cytidine deaminase. The record is from RefSeq and is a predicted model, not a curated record. The coding region runs from base 1 to 1485 and encodes 494 amino acids. NCBI's taxonomy places the organism in Eukaryota, Fungi, Ascomycota, Eurotiomycetes, Onygenales, Ajellomycetaceae. Gene Ontology annotation, molecular function: calcium ion binding; gluconolactonase activity; zinc ion binding. Gene Ontology annotation, biological process: L-ascorbic acid biosynthetic process. The transcript is spliced from 8 exons.
AUGUUCACCCAAUUAUCAGCCACAGAGCUCCACACGCUCUCCUCGAAAGCUAUCGCAGCGAAGGAAGCAGCGCAUUGCCCGUACUCGAAAUUCCGCGUGGGCGCCUGCCUGCUCACGGACGAAGGGGAGUUCAUCGUCGGCGCCAACGUCGAGAAUGUUAGCUAUCCUGUCGGCGUGUGCGCGGAGAGGUGUGCUUUAUCAACCGCGGUGGUAGCCGGCCACAAGAACUUCAAGGCCAUCGCCGUCGCGACGGACAUCAAUCCCGGUGCUUCUCCGUGCGGGAUGUGUAGGCAGUUCAUGAGAGAGUUCUGUGCCCCUUCUUUCCCAGUUUACAUGUAUGGAGGGGAUGGAACGUAUACAAUGAAGACGAUGGGGGAGAAGAGAUAUCACCAAGCGGGCAAGCAGUUAAGUAGUACGCACAAGAACUUGAUUUCUAGCAGGCAAUCAAGCCUGUCUGCCCCUGUCUUGCGAACACUCCCCGUUCAUCCAACACCUGAGCUGGAUGGCAGUACCCAGAACGGGCAGGCACAACCACGAUCAGGUCUCGGCCCUUUCUACAAAUGUGACCCGGCCAUGAUCCUGGGUGAAGCCCCCAUCUAUCGUGCCAGCGACUCCACCCUGCAUUGGGUGGACUGUUUCUCCGAACCUGCAGAGCUACAUAUCUUGCAUGUCGACCCAGAUACCGGCGCUGCACAGGGCAAAGCCCGCGUGUUAAAACUCCAGGACAGCGUCUCAGUUGCGUGUUUCCGCCAAGGGAAACCUGGCAGUUACAUCGCGGGCUACUAUCAGGGCAUAUGCUUUAUUGACGAGGAGACGGGGAAGUUUGAGAUUCUCAAAGAAAUCGUCCCAACAGACCAGAGGGACGAGUUCCGCCUCAACGAUGGAGGGAUAGAUGCCAAAGGCCGUUUUUGGGUGGCGGAGAUCGAUAAGAAAGCCAUGGCGUAUGGGGUGGGCAAGCUGCCGGCCAGUUAUGGCGAACCUCAGGGUAAAGUGUGGCGGUACGACCCCGACGGAAGCCUGCAGUCGAUGGACAAGGGGUUUAUCUGUGGGAAUGGGUUGGCAUGGAGUCCAGAUAAUAAGACAAUGUAUAUCAACGACUCCGUAGGUAUGCUUACAUAUGCCUAUGACUUCGACCUUGAAUCUGGAAGCAUCUCCAACAAGCGCAUUUUCAUCGACCAUCGAGCUGCGACUGGAGAGCCAGAUGGUAUGGUUGUAGACACGCAAGGAAACCUCUGGGUAGGCGUCUACAACGCCGGCCGCAUCAUGGUCUUCAGCCCAGAUGGCAAACGUCGCAAAGACAUCCCCUUGACCGCACGAAACGUGACCUGCACAACCUGGGGAGGGUGCAACUGGGACCUCAUCUUCGCCACGACGGCGCAAAAUCCCGAUGCGCAGGGGUCCGAGGUGGACGAUGGCGGGCAUAUGUUUUUGUAUAAACCCGAGGACGGGAGUAAGGGCCAGGCGAAGCUGGAGUUUGCGGGCUGA